Messenger RNA from Patiria miniata (bat star), 2280 nucleotides. RefSeq names its product ras-related and estrogen-regulated growth inhibitor-like. The transcript has 5 exons. Gene Ontology annotation, molecular function: GTPase activity; GTP binding. NCBI's taxonomy places the organism in Eukaryota, Metazoa, Echinodermata, Asteroidea, Valvatida, Asterinidae. The record is from RefSeq and is a predicted model, not a curated record. The coding region runs from base 929 to 1807 and encodes 292 amino acids.
ACCUCAUUGAAUUGCCGUUUGUAAAGCUGUAAUAAACACCUUCCAGUCUGUGUUCAGUAUGUGUAUAUCGCUGCUAACAAGCCAAUGAAGUUUUUAUACCAUCUUGUUCCUCUCCCUUCUGUUAAAAUCCCACUAUAGUGCCUUUUGAAACUCUUGGCUUCCAAUUACCGACGAAACAAUACCUUGUUGUCCUAUUUCCAGACAGGGGAUUAGGCCUUAAUCUGGGAUCAGUGAGUGCCGACUCGGAUUGUCUUUCACAGCUUGUGUAAUCCGCGAAUUAUUGCUCUAUCGGGAACGCGCUCUUUACAAGCAAACUCUUUUCACACGUCCACGCGGAAGAAGGAUGCAUCUUUCUCAGGACGCCGGUAGUGUUUGACGCACAUGGACGUUGUCGUUAGUAUGCAGGGAGUUCCUACGUGAUUCCGAGCGCUAGGCCUCCUAGUAACUUGGAUCUGUUUUCGUUCUCUACUGCUGGCCCCGGAAACUAUUCCAUCUGUGAAAUCAGUUUCUUCAUACUGUUUCUGUGUAGGCUCAUGUGAAGCUCGAACACGGGGCUUGGUCUGUCGUGUACCAACUAAAGCAGUGUUUCCAUCUGAUAGCAACGAGCCUGACCCAGCUAUUGUAACCCCAGUGACUGGAGAGUUCCACAGGAGACUGACCGGGACUCACAAGGUCGGUGUCACACGCUCCAAAUAAGUGGUGAAAAUACCGAAGCCGGUUUACGCCCAGCCUGGGACCCGCGCAUUACAUGACGGUAUUUUUGGAUGUGAACAUAAUUAAUCCACCUGUGUUGCACCUGAUGCAGCGACCCUAAGGUAUUUUUCAGUCAACGAGCCACUGGCUCUCCUAGCCUGUGCGUGGACAUCACCUUCGACUGGGCGGAAGCUGGGAGGUGUUUGUAUUCUCGCCUGACAAUCGAAAGCUGUCCAUGCACCCACUCUCUGAAAACAUUACCACGGAGGCGGUUGCCAUGCCAACCAAGAUGUCCAGAUCCAACUCGCCGCCCAACAACAACGGUAGCGCCUACAUGAGCGGGCUCAAGCGCAAGGGGUCCACGGUUCGGCGGAAUGGCGUGGCCCAGGCCAAACCCUUCAAAGUCAUCGUGCUGGGACAGGCUUCCGUCGGCAAAACAGCAAUGACUGUACGUUUUGUCACCAGGCGUUUUAUCUACGAAUACGACCCGACACUUGAAACCAUCUACAAGCACCGAACGUUCUUUGAGACUGAAAAUGCCCCUGUGGACUUCGAAAUUCUUGACACUGCCGGCCAGGAGGAGAAAAUAGAAGAAAAACUGAAAUGGGCGGACGCCUUCAUCAUUGCCUACUCAAUCAACGACAGGUGCAGCUUCGAAGAGGUGACGAGGCUCAAGUUCUUGGCCGGGAGGUGUAAGAAGUCCAGUUCCCACGAGCAGGCCAUCCUGAUUGUCGGCAACAAGAAGGACUUGGAGUAUGACCGGCUGGUGCAGCGGGAGGAAGGACUGGAGCUGGCCCGCUCCAUGAACUGCUCCUUCGUGGAGGUGUCGGCUCGGGAGUCCUACGAGGACGUGGUGGCCGUCUUCGAGAGGCUUUACAUGGACCACAAAAACCGCAAACGGACUAGCACCAACUCGCCCAAGUUCACGCUCAGGAGAAAGACGAGCGUGGGGAGCAAACAGGACUUGGACUCCAACCCGCCCCGACCCAGGGCCAGAAGUACCAGCUUCGCCGCCACCACUCCUGUGUAUACCCGCAGGAUGGCCCUGACAGGGUUUGACGGGGGCAGUGGCUCCCCCCUGGGCAGCGAUUCUUGCGACACCAUAGACGAAUGAAACAUUUACGAACACCACUUUUCCCUUCAACUCCUGAGGAAGUUAUUGACCCUACGCGGUUGAAUGUAUGUGCAAUCAGGACAUCACAAUAAUCGUAAUCAUGCAGUUAGUGUUUCUGUAUACUGAGAAUCGUCAGCUUUUGCAGUCCACAGGCGAGAUACUGUAUUACUGCAGUGCAGAACUGAAAAAAAACCUCAUGUUGAAGAGGUAUGACCGAUAAGGGCGCAGUCUUUUCUAUCAAUGGGCGUGGUUUGUUCAGCAGACCAGUUUAUUCCCUCCAGCGUCAGCUUUUAACUAAUUGUACACGUGUGCCUCUGCCCUAUGCAACGCUGGACAUUAAGGACAACAUUUAAUUCAAAACUCGCUGUAAAUACUUUUUUAUGUAGGAUGUAUUCUAAUUAACAUUCCUUUUGAUAUGCCUUCAUGAAAUUUAACGAAUGUAGAGAUAUCGCUGCCAGACAAGCUAUUAUAAA